Molecule: messenger RNA, 2722 nt
Organism: Astyanax mexicanus (Mexican tetra)
Lineage: Eukaryota; Metazoa; Chordata; Actinopteri; Characiformes; Acestrorhamphidae
Gene: adra1ab
Product: adrenoceptor alpha 1Ab
Exons: 5
Coding region: 828-2231 (467 amino acids)
Biological process (GO): adenylate cyclase-activating adrenergic receptor signaling pathway; phospholipase C-activating G protein-coupled receptor signaling pathway; cell-cell signaling
Cellular component (GO): membrane
Molecular function (GO): alpha1-adrenergic receptor activity
Source: RefSeq, a predicted model, not a curated record
CACAGGUUCACCGACCGGCCACAGCAUCGCUGACCAGCCACAUAUCAGUGAUCAGGCACAGCUUCACAGACCAGCUACAGCUUUUCUAACCAGCCACAUCUUCACUGACCAGCAACAGCCUCGCUGACCAACAGCCUCACUGACCUGCCACAGCCUCACUGACCAGCCACCGCUUCACUGACCAGCAACAGCCUUACUGACCAGCAACAGCCUUACUGAGCAGCCACAGCUUCACUGACCCGCCACCCCUUCAAAGACCAGCCACAAUUUCACUGAACUGCCACCGCUUUACUGACCAGCCACAGCUUCACCGAACUGCCACAUCUUUACUGACCAGCAACAGCCUUACUGACCAGCCACAACCUCAUUGACCAGCCAUAGAUUCACUGACCUGCCAUUGCCUAAAGACCAGCAACAGCAUCACCGACCAGCCACAACCUCACUGACCAGCCUCAGCUUCACUGACCAGCCACAACCUCACCAACCAGCAACAGCCUCACUGACCUGCCUCAGCCUCUCCGACCAGUCACAGCCUCACCGACCAGCCACAGCUUUACUGACCACAGGAUAUUCCUGGAAGAGCAAUACAUCACUGAAAACCUGAGGGAACACAAUGGCUGAUUACCAGGCUGGUAGAAAGACCGAUCUUCAUUUCAAGAUCCAAUACUCUACAUUUUUCUGUUCUCUUUUCUUUUUUUACCACCUGAAGUAUUUAUUUAAGGUUCUGAUGGCUCCUAACGCCACUGGCCACAUCUAAAGCAAAUCAAUGGAAGAAGACCACGUCAAACUUUAAUAUGAGAACCCAACAACCAAGUUAAACUAACAAAAUGGUGCCAGCUGAGGACAACAUCACUGGUGUGCCAAUUUUGGACGGCUGUUUGAACUGCAGCCUUCCAUCGUUGUACCCUAUAAACCUUCCGAAGGCUGUAGCCAUGGGUCUGGUGUUCACGCUCUUCGUCAUUUUCGGUGUGAUGGGCAACAUCCUGGUUAUCUUGUCCGUGGCGUGCCAUCGUCACCUGCGUUCGGUCACCCAUUACUUUAUUGCAAACCUGGCCAUGGCCGACCUCCUGCUGAGCUCGACGGUGCUGCCGUUCUCCGCCUCCUCCGAGCUGCUGGGCCGCUGGGUGUUCGGCCGGACGCUGUGUUGCGCCUGGACGGCGCUGGACGUCCUCUGCUGCACGGCGUCCAUCCUCAGCCUCUCGGUUAUCUCCAUAGACCGCUGCGUAGCGGUCAGCUACCCGCUACGAUACCCCUCUCUGGCCACCAGUGGGCGAGGGUUGGGUGCAGUCGCGGCAGUUUGGGGUUUAUCGGCUGCUAUCUCAGUUGGACCUUUGUUCGGCUGGAGGGAGCCGAUGCCGGAGGACGAGUCGGUUUGUAGGGUUAAUGAAGACCCGGGAUACGCCAUCUUCUCGGCUGCAUGCUCCUUUUACGUCCCCUUGACUGUAAUCCUGGUCAUGUACUGUAGGGUGUAUGUUGUGGCUCGGAGGAAGAGCCGGAGUCUUCGGGAAGGGAGGCAGCUGGAUGGAGGAUCUCUAAGAAUCCACUGUGGGAAUACCCAGCGAUGCUCAGACCAUAGGGAUGGACACAAUACAGUUGUGGGUAAAUGUCGCUCCCACUUUUCUCUGCUGAGGCUGCUGAAGUUCUCCCGUGAGAAGAAAGCAGCGAAGACCCUGGGCGUGGUCGUGGGAUGCUUCAUCCUCUGCUGGCUCCCGUUCUUUCUUGUGUUGCCCAUUAGUUCCAUCUUCCCGUCUCACCGGCCCCCGGAGACCGUGUUCAAAAUCACCUUCUGGCUGGGUUACUUCAACAGCUGCCUCAACCCCAUCAUCUACCCCUGCUUCAGCCAGGAGUUCAAGAAAGCCUUCCAGAACCUUCUGAGGGGUCACUGCUUUCACAGAGCCGCCAGACCCUGGAGCCCUCGGCCUCGGGGUUCUCUUACCCCACCGUGCUCUCAGACUGCCCCAAACUCCAGCUCUGUUACCCCGUCGGCCCCUAACGAGGGUUCGGGGGGAGGGGGAGGACCUCCUGUAGCCCUGGUGACGGGAUCGCAUGGUAAAAGCCUUCUGAAGGUCUGCUGCUUCAAUGCGAAUUAUAGGGUGAACUCGACAGUGACCGCGACGUGUCUACAGCUGUCUCACGGCACUGCCUCUGGUUCUGCCUCUGCCUCUGGUUCUGCCUCAGUCUCGCCCAAGACUCACCAGGUCGUUAGCAUGAAGGGAGGGAAGGCUGUGUAGAAGUUUUGUUGGAACAUUUCCAAAAAAAAAAAACAUUGAUUUUGGACAGAACUGAAGAAAAACAUCUAGCUAAUGCUAAUGAUAAUGCUAAUAAGUAAGUAGGAAAACUAGUGAACACUAGAGGAAUUGACACCCUCUUUUUUGAUUAGGUCAGCAAUCAAGUAUCAAGUCUUCUGAUUCUUCUGAUGAAUAAUUGAGUAAUAAAGUGCUUUUUAUGUCAAACUCCAAACUCUAAAAGCAGAAUAAUUGAAUAAAAAAGAACUGCACUAAACAUGAAAAGUCUCCAGUUUGUAAAUUGUUAUUAUGUCACAUGUUUUUAAACUGUUUAUUGAACAUUUUAGAAAUCUAUAACUUAUUGCUCAAUUACUGUAUGUAAGAUACCACGUCUCACGGCACUGUCUCUGAUUCUGGUUCUGCCUCUGGUUCUGCCUCAGUCUCGCCCAAGACCCACCAGGUCGUGAGCAUGAAGGGAGGGAAGGCUGUGCAGAAGU